Molecule: messenger RNA, 384 nt
Organism: Endocarpon pusillum Z07020
Lineage: Eukaryota; Fungi; Ascomycota; Eurotiomycetes; Verrucariales; Verrucariaceae
Exons: 3
Coding region: 1-384 (127 amino acids)
Source: RefSeq, a predicted model, not a curated record
AUGGCGCUUUCCACUGUUUACAAGCACGCUCUGCUUGCGCUUGUCGUCGGCGUCGUUCUCACCUGCCCCAGCGUCUGCGCUGAGGCCGUAACCGCCGCUGCACCAUGCACUUCAACCAUCUUCAUCGAGCCCUCCAUCAUGGCCGGUCCAACAUCCACCGUCUAUCCGAGCACCUUCACCGUGACCAAGAGCGUCGACUGCGGCGGAUGUGACUCCUUGUCCACGAUUGGAGGGCACAUAUUCAUCAUGGUCACCCCCCUUACGACUGUAUUUGCGAGCGAGACUGCUACUACGACCAAGAUGGUGUGCUCCAAGGCCGGGAAUGGGGAUCGUGGUCUCCACUGUGAGGGUGGGCGUUGCAUCUUCACUGGCCAUCCAGGGUAG